This is a messenger RNA of Ochlerotatus camptorhynchus, 1810 nucleotides long. RefSeq names its product nuclear envelope integral membrane protein-like. The record is from RefSeq and is a predicted model, not a curated record. Gene Ontology annotation, cellular component: nuclear envelope. The transcript has 2 exons. NCBI's taxonomy places the organism in Eukaryota, Metazoa, Arthropoda, Insecta, Diptera, Culicidae. The coding region runs from base 91 to 1581 and encodes 496 amino acids.
UCGCUCUCAUCACAAUCGUCGGUUCCAUCGGCGGAAAAAAGCCUUCUCACAAAUGUAUCCACUUUCAUAACAAUCCUCGCCGAAACGAAAAUGAUUAAACUAGUGCUGUUGGUUGUUGUAUUUGCGAAUUUCCGAGCGGUACCGAUUUCGGCUGCGACUGUUAACUACCUGGAGCCGGAUGGCGUCAUCAUGUACAAGCCGGACCGGUCCACCAUCUACCGGCCGGGUCUGCGGACGUACUGCUACCGCGGCAGGGAAAAGCAACUGCUGCACAUGUUCCAGACGGUGAUUCUGAACUUUGAGUGCGAUCAUGAUGACUUUAGCCAGUACGAGGGAGGUUCCCCGCAGGAAGUCCGAGCGCAUCACGAGACGGAACAGAGCUUGUUUUCGUUCAAUCUGCUCUCGAACAGCCGUAAGCGGGUCAUCAAGAUGGAUCCAUUCAAUCAGAGCUGCAUCGGGGUGGUGUCCGGAGAGGAGUAUACGGUUCGGCUGAAUCUGAUUCGGAUCGACUUUUGGCGAAUGAUCCUGCUGGCGGCGGGGGUGUUUGUGUUCCUUUCGUCGGCCAAGUUGAGUGAUAACUCUCUGUUCUAUUACAUCUGCGGUGUUUGCUUGGGCGUGUUUGCGAGUUUCCUGGUGGUGGUUUACUUGGCCAGUAAGCUGUUCCCCCGGAAGCCGAUGAUGUACGGUGUGAUGCUGGGGGGAUGGACGUUGGGCAUAUACUUUGCCCAGAUGUUACUGGAGAAUCUGCGGCUGAUUUUUGUGACGUACCAGGUGUACGUGUUCUGGUACAUUUUGACGACGGGAUUCAUCAGCUUCGUGAUUUGCUACCGGAUGGGACCACCGAAGAAUCAGCGCAGCAAGAAUCUAAUCAUGUGGAGUCUGCAGUUGGCUGCCUUGGGGUCAAUCUUUUUCUCCUCUGCCUAUCGGGAAGCGACCACCGGACUGUGCAUUGCGUUGAUGCUGUUCUACUAUUUUCCGAGAACUGUACUGCUCAGGAUCAAAUCAUUCUACCGGAGACGAUUUCCCACGAAAAGGCGAUUCCUGACCAACGAAGAAUACUACGAACAGGGAGUUCGGGAAACGACCCAAGCGCUGGACGAAUUGCGAGCGUACUGCAGCAGCCCCAACUGUAAACAGUGGAGUACUGUGCUGAAGCUGCGGGACCCGUCCCGAUUUGCUUCCUUCAUCGAAGGUUCCUCGCAUUUGGUGGACGACGAAAUCCUCGAGUACGAAACUUCGAAUGCCCACCUGGACAUAAGCGAUGACGAGGAGGAGGACAGUGGCCAAAACGGUCAGGAUGAUUCCCCGUUGGUUCUAGCGGAUGUCUCCGACGACGAAGAAGAAGCGGAUCGACCGCAAGCUCGGGUGACGCCUUCACGAGGUAAUUACCGGAAGUUUGCUCAACGGUCGCUUCAGAAUGGGGGAAGCUUUGCCAGCACCAGCACCCCGACCAAUGUGACAACAGCGAGGGUACUGAAUGGGAAUCGUCGUAGUAGCCGCAGUCGGAGCAAGCAACCUGCACCGCCACCGUUGUCCACUCCCCCGCAGGAUGAUUUCGAGCUUAGCGAAGAUGAGGAUUGAUAGACACCACCUAACGGUUAUUUAUUGGAACUAUUUUUGUGUUCUUUUUUUUUUGUAAAUAAGUAUUCGCUGUCCCAUCUUUUCGCUCAAUUCGAUCAUCCUUAUCAUUAUCCUUCUUAACGAUAGAAUAACCGUAGGGAGUAGACAUAAGGGAAAUCAUUAACAUUGAUUUUGAAUAUUAGCUGUGCGUUCUCUAAUAACAUUGAUUUAGCUUAGAGGAACCCUUAUG